Nomia melanderi (Alkali bee) is the source of this 4915-nucleotide messenger RNA. RefSeq names its product Organic anion transporting polypeptide 30B. Gene Ontology annotation, cellular component: basolateral plasma membrane. Gene Ontology annotation, molecular function: protein binding. NCBI's taxonomy places the organism in Eukaryota, Metazoa, Arthropoda, Insecta, Hymenoptera, Halictidae. The record is from RefSeq and is a predicted model, not a curated record. Gene Ontology annotation, biological process: sodium-independent organic anion transport; transmembrane transport.
UCGGGCAAAAACACAGCUGGUCUAUGAUCUCCGAAGCAAGCUGACGGUCGGAACGCUAUCAAUGUGAUUUUCGUGUGAUUCUCAGCCGAUCUACCGGUCAGAUCGCGAGGGUACGGAAGCGAGCGUGCGUCGAGAAAUCGUUCAAGUGCUCGGGGGUCCCAGUGUUUGAUGUGUGUGCUUAAAUGUAUGCAAAACUUAGUAAACGCGGUGUCACCACGAGGAUUUUUCACUGCCCUGGAUACAAAGCAGUCUCGAGAGGUGCUUCGAGCGUCCUUUCGGCAACGGAAGCACGGAGCGAAAAAAUGUCGCCGGUAAAGCCGUAAUUCAGCGAGCUUUAUAGGAGGGAAGCGGAAGUCGCGAAACGGACGGAUCGAGGCGGGGCAAGGAAGAAAAUGGCGUCCACCAGCGGGCACAAGAGGAACGGCUCGAGCUCGAGCAUGUUCGCCCACAAACGCACCGAGUCCGGCGGCGGUUUCAUCGGCCACAAACGCUCGGAGAGCGGUCACAAACGGGCCGAGAGCAUAUCCAGUGCCUUUGGCCACAAACGAUCCGAAAGUGGCCACAAGAGGAACGAGAGCGGCGGCGGUUUCGGGCACAAAAGGUCCGAGUCUGGCAGCAAUUACCAUGCCGGGCAUCGAAGGAACGAGAGCAUGUACGCUAUGACGGGGCUGUACGCGGAGACCGCGGGAACGGGCGCCGACGAGACCACAGACCCGUUGCAGGCGACCGGCAGCAGACUGACUCACGACACCGUCAUCAGGUGUCACAGUAGAAAUCCCAGUUCUGGCCUCGUGGACCAUAGAGAUUUUAUCAUCAAAUGUCACAGCAGGAAUCCCAGUGCUUCCAUGGUGGACAGGACGGAAAAGGAGAGAGCGCAAACACCGCCGUUUAAUCCGGACUCGAAGGACUGUGGGAUCCUGAGCUGCAGACCGGCCUUUAUACAGAGAUUCGCCGGAAUAAAGGUGUUUGUGUUCCUUCUAUCGUUUCUCGUCACGUUGCAGCAGGCACUUAGUUCAGGUUACAUAAAUUCUGUGAUCACGACCAUAGAGAAAAGGUUCGAAAUCCCGUCCAGCCUAUCAGGCGUCAUUGCGAGCUCCUACGAGAUCGGAAACGUCAUUACAGUCAUCUUUGUCAGCUAUCUCGGUAGCCGCCGACACAUACCAGUUUGGAUAGCGAUUGGCGCUGUUAUAAUGGGACUCGGAUCGAUGAUCUUUAUGGUGCCACACUUCACAGCCGAGCCUAAUUUGAUGACGGCUGCGAACAACUCUAGCUCCGACAACAUUUGUCGGGGAGUAUCUUUGCGCGAACAGGAUAUGGGUCUUGGUCGUUUGUCGUCUGGAUUAUCAUCUCCACCGUUAGCACCACACAACAAUUUAAGAGGCGAUAAUUGCAUUCAAGGAUCCCCAUCCACCGCUGGCCCUGUUAUGUUAUUUGUACUUGCUCAGUUAUUAUUAGGCUGUGGUGGUUCUCCUCUCUUUACUCUUGGUACUACUUACAUAGAUGACCACGUUCGUCCAGAAAGUGCUUCUUUAUAUAUUGGUUGUAUGUACAGUAUGGCAGCCUUUGGACCUGUCUUAGGCUUCCUCCUUGGAGCUUACUUAUUAUCGUUUCACAUGGAUUCGUUUUCUGGAACUAUUAUCAGUAUAGAUCCAGGCGACCACAGAUGGGUCGGCAUGUGGUGGGGUGGAUUUCUGCUCUGCGGUUUGCUCUUAAUCUUAGUCGCCAUUCCGUUCUUCAGUUUCCCGAAAACGCUGCAACGCGAGAAAGAGAAGAUACGUAUAAUCGAGAAAAAUAAAUCGUCGUCGCAGAAGGAAAAAGAACAGUGCAAAGAACCGAAGAAAGAGAAGCUAGACGAUAGUGGUUACGGCAAGGAUGUAAAAGAUAUACCCAGAAGCAUGUGGAGGCUCAUGUGCAAUCCGGUGUAUGUGGUCACGUGUCUGGGUGCCUGCAUGGAGUUGGUGAUCGUUUCCGGUUUCGUGGUGUUCCUGCCGAAGUAUCUCGAGACCCAGUUCAGCCUGGGGAAAAGCCAAGCGAGCGUGUUCACCGGUUCGAUAGCUAUACCGGGCGCCUGCAUCGGGAUCUUCUUCGGCGGGUGUUUGCUCAAGCGUUUAGAAUUAAGGCCGAAGGGUGCGGUCCAGUUCGUCCUCGUCUCGAACAUCAUAUGUCUGGUCUGCUACGGCCUCCUGUUUUUCCUCGGCUGCGACAACGUUAAAAUGGCUGGGACCACUAUUCCGUACUUUAACAGCAGCACGAAGGGCCCAGAGCCCUUCCAAGUAAAUCUCACUGCCGCAUGCAACUUCGGUUGCGAGUGUCGAAUGACGGACGUCGAGCCCGUCUGUGGAAACAACGGUCUGACCUACUUCAGUCCAUGUCAUGCGGGCUGCACUGCCUUCAGUUCGAAAUCGAAUUUCACUAACUGUGCAUGUAUACAUGGAAACUUAACAAUGUUGCCACCGGCAGCUCCGGAAUUCGCAGAAGUGACAGUGGUACCGGUAGCGACUGCCGGCCCGUGUACUUCACCCUGCAGAACUAUAUUCCCUUUCUUAAUAUUACUUUUCUUUAUGACCUUCAUCGUCGCUAUCACCCAGAUGCCGCUACUGAUGAUAGUGUUGAGGUCAGUCUCGGAAGAAGAACGGUCGUUCGCUUUGGGCAUGCAGUUUGUAAUAUUUCGACUGUUCGGUUAUAUACCUGCUCCUAUUUUAUUCGGCAACUUGAUUGACUCUACGUGCUUACUUUGGAAAAGUACAUGCGGAGAGAAGGGUGGCCGAUGCUUGCUGUACGACAUCGAACAGUUUAGAUACAGAUACGUUGGUCUGUGUGCUGGCAUUAAGAUUUUAGCACUGGCACUGUUCCUCAUUGACUGGUGGCUGGUUAGGAGGAGAAGGCAGUUGGAAGACCAAGCGCCGUCUUUCACUGUGAACGAAUUCGUAGGGUCAAUUAUAAGUCUUGACAAAUUGUUCGAGGAGAAGCCGCACCAUCACAACAUGGUGGACGGAGACGGUACUGCUCCGAGUUCCGAAAUGGCCACACCUUCUUCGAUUUCGUCGCCCACGGAGCCCACGAAGUCAACCAACCUGGAGGAGACCGGAUCGUCGAAUCAAACGCAAGAUUCGACAGAAUCGGCGAACCGAUCGAAAAGUGCAAUGGACGUCGAGGUACCGGACACGAGGCAAGCGCCCCUCGCCAUUGAAGAGCCGGACGUGGAGGUGAAGCCUCUGACUGGUAAAAUGGAGAACCAUGCACGGAACGUUUAAUGUUCAUCUUAUGUUAGAGGCUAUGCAAUUGAUUCUAUAUCAAAGUGGGUGAUACGCUGAUCGAUGGCAAAUCAUUUUGUCGUCGAAGCUAACCUCUAACGGUACAUGUACCUAGAACGUACGUGCAUUAUUGAUUUGUGCAAUCCUAACGGGGAUUCCCCCUUGUGACUCUGUGAAGAAAACGGGCUGGUUAGAGCGGAGGUGUGGAUCCAUGUAUUUAUGGUGCUAAUAUACUUUUUUAAAGAGAUUUAACGACGAGUGACCAUGUUUAAAUUCCGUUGGAAGUAUAAGUGAAUCGUACAUUCAUAUAUUCUUGCACGCAUGCAAGUCCGACGAUAUUUUUACAAUGAUUACAUUUGCGUGGGAAGUAUCAUUUAUGGUACGAAAUGAUUUGCCAUGGAUCUCCAUUUAUGGUUUGGCUAUUUUUAGGAACUUAUAUCACUAGGGUGUACAUUUUUACGAUGAUGCGAUUCUGCAAGGUGAUUUGAGUGAUCCGUCGCCAUACCGUGUCUCAAUAAUCGGUGAAAAUAUUUCAAAGAUUCUUGAGAGUGAUUUAAUGACAAAGGCAGGUAAAAUUGUUUGUUACGUGUUUUAAUGAAGUUAUGUUCCUGUUUUUACUGAAUUUCUUUUUAUUUAGUGAUACGUAGUAUGUAUGAAUAAACUUUUCUAAUGACCUUGAACUGUACUUCUCGUAAAAAAUAGAGUUUAUGGUGUAAAAAGUAUAUUAGGACCUGUUUUAUAUAGUGUCAAGUAUUCAAAACAGCUAGGUUUUCUGUGGAAUUCCCAUUACACGUUAAUACCCGCGAAUAACGCUCCAUAAUAGUAAGUGUUACUACAUCACUACUGCUACAGUUAUAAUUAUCUAGAGAAAGCAUAGAGUAAACAAACAUGAUAUAAGAUGUGACGCAAAUACCAUUUGAGAUAAGGAUCCAAUAUCACAGCGGAACUUAUGAUCAUAAUAUUUUUAAAGUGAAGAUCAACUCAAGGUCAAUCGGCAAAUACACAUUUGUAUUCACCUUGUCUUCGACUAUUCAAGAUUACCUUGAAAUGUAAAAGGAAAUAAUUUUAAGCAACUUACAUGCUUUUAAUCGUCCUUUCUUUGUCAUUAAAUCAGCGUAAAGAAUUGUCGGCAUCAUUAGACGCUGAGACGAACUGGUAACGGAUGUUAAGGGUCACCCUGCGUAUGUCAAUAAAUAGGAACAUAAUAGGUGAACAAAGGUGGCUCGUUUCAGACACGCGGAACGAGACGCGUUGUAACCGGUGUUUAACUAAUUGCGAAAAUUCGCGUUGUCCGAAACGAGUUCCGACGAAACCAGCCUUGAACGGUUUUGCGAAACAAAAUAAACGAAGACAAAAACAGAUUAUAGGGAAAAGAAAGGGAAAAGCAAAGGCCAACAAGGACAAACGUUGUAAAUAUAAAAAUUCCUGCCUUAAGAAAUACAAGACUAGACAAACGUAUAUUUAAAACAGAAAAAAAAUGUAAUUGACUAAGUGAUAGAGUUAACGAUCUAUAUGAAUAUCAUUGAUUGCAGAUCGAGAGCUGCGAUUUAUUUUAUAACUAGUGGUUAGGCUUUCUCAGAAAUGAAGUAGUCAAUUUAACAUAGUGAUGUAAACGGACGACAAGGAUCGUAGUUGACUCGUUUGCGAAUACUUUUCAAACA